UAGGCAUCAAACAGCUUCUCUUGUCCCCUUUUCUCUCUCUCUACUCUUUCGUUUCCUUUUCAUUUUCCGGCGAAAUGGAGGCCAAGUUGGGCGGCGCCGCCGGCGUUAUGGCGGCUACCUUCGACGAUUUCAAAUGGAUCUCCUUUAUGUUCGAUCACGACAUAAACGACGACGUCAAACCCUGCAAGCUCGACCCCUUCACCGGCGCUUCUGGUCACCUCAACGACGCUUUCGAAAAUCUGGAUGCAGUAACUGCCUUUUCAAGUUGUGGUGGAAUAACAGAUGGUACGGUCUUCUACUCGGAAAACCUCACUCCCGUCCAAUCCGCCAUCUCUGCAACAAUUGAUUCUCAGUCUUCCAUUUGUGUUGGGAGCCCAGUUUCUGGUAACAAACCAAAUGGAAGAGAUAACGAAGUGAAAGGAGCGACCACAACAAGUGGUUCCUCACGUGAGCCAUCUGAUGAAGAUGAUGAAGCAGGUCUCUGUGAACAAAGCACAAACACUGUUGACACCAAGCGUCUUAGAAGGAAGGAUUCUAAUAGAGAGUCUGCAAGGAGGUCCAGAAGAAGAAAACAAGCCCAUUUGGCUGACCUGGAGUGGCAAGUUGAACGGCUGAGGCAGGAAAACUCACACCUAUUCAAGCAGCUUAGGGAUGCAAGCCAACAAUUCCGUGAUGCGGAUACCGAUAAUCGAGUUCUAAACUCAGAUGUCGAAGCUUUAAGAGCUAAGGUAAAGUUAGCUGAGGACAUGGUGAGAAGAGGUACAGUUCCACCAUUCAACAACCAGAUUCUUCCAAACCUGAGUGAAUUGAGCAAUAUGAAUAAUGUGCGUGGCAUGGCACAUGUCUCACCAACAAUCACUGUGCAUGGGAAUGAUGGUGCUUCAUAUGGUGCUGGAAUCACACUCAGUGGACAUAACUCACCUCUUGAGCUUGGAAACUUGGACAUACCUUGCACUGAUUUCAAUACUGAUAAUGCUGUCAGCUCUAUCACUACUAUGUGGCCUUAAUCAACAACACUUUCUAUCCACCACACAUUCUAGUGCUGUCAGUUAGAUUCACCUUAAUUAUUAGCUUAAUUUCUAGGUUAAACUGUAGAAUUACAUUCUACAAAAGACUUUUACAUGUAAGAAACCAUCUAGACUACUAGCAUGUGUGUUAAAUUAUUGGAAUAUUUUUAACAA
Molecule: messenger RNA, 1181 nt
Organism: Vigna angularis (adzuki bean)
Lineage: Eukaryota; Viridiplantae; Streptophyta; Magnoliopsida; Fabales; Fabaceae
Product: basic leucine zipper 9
Exons: 6
Coding region: 75-1007 (310 amino acids)
Biological process (GO): regulation of DNA-templated transcription
Molecular function (GO): DNA-binding transcription factor activity
Source: RefSeq, a predicted model, not a curated record